Molecule: messenger RNA, 3002 nt
Organism: Selaginella moellendorffii
Lineage: Eukaryota; Viridiplantae; Streptophyta; Lycopodiopsida; Selaginellales; Selaginellaceae
Exons: 11
Coding region: 1-2766 (921 amino acids)
Biological process (GO): rRNA processing
Cellular component (GO): small-subunit processome; nucleolus
Source: RefSeq, a predicted model, not a curated record
AUGGCGCCCAAGCGGGGAAGAGGAAGGGGAGGGGGAGGAAGAGGCAGGGGAGGAAGAGGCAAGGGCAGGGAUGCCGGGCCAAAUUACCCAUCGCGUCUUCUCAAGGAGAUUGGCCUGCCGCUGGAUCUGAAUGAUCGCAAGAGGCGGCAUUCUCGCAAAUCCGGCAAGCCGGCGGAUGAGCCCGAUUCGGUUGCCAGCGAUUUGUACGAGUACCAAGAGGGUGUGCCGCAGGAGGAGUCCGGGAAGAACAGGCGGUUUGACCAGGUGGACAAGCUGGAGUACGAGCUUCCAUCGGAUUUCGAGGACGAGGAGAUCGAUGAAGGUGCUGCGUCUGGAGAGGAGAAUGUUGGAACUUUGGAUGAUAAAUCACUGGAAGAUGACGACGAUGAAGAUGACGAGGGAGACGAAGAAGAAGGAGAUCAGGAAGAACUCCAUGAUAGAAUGCUCAUGGAAGUCACUGGUAAAGCGAACCGACAUGCUAAGAAGGUCAAGGAAGAUAUCAGCUACAUGGAUGAUAAGAAUGAAGAAGUGCCAAUCACUGUUGAGGAUUUGCUGGCUCCACUCCAGGAAAAGCCUGGAUUUAAUGCGCUCAAGAAACGGGUUCGAUCACUGCAAAAGAGUGCGGCUCCGGUGUCGGUACCGCUGCCGAAAAAUAUUCAGGAGAAGAUCGAUAGACAAGCUGGCUACGAGAAAACUGUUGAGGACAUCAGCAAGUGGCAGCCGAUCGUGAAAAGGAAUCGUGAAGCCUCUACACUGAAGUUUAUUGACAAAGUAAACGUCGCCCUUUCAUCAACGACGUCGAUGGUCGCUGAUUUCAAGCCUUCGACAGCGUUUGAGAAGGAGGUGGCAGCUUUGCUAAAGGAAAACGGUGUGGCCGAUCCUUCUCAAAUUGAGGCCAAGGAAAGCCUCGAGCUUAACAAGCUAUCGGUUGAUGAAGUCAGGGAUCGUCAAGAGAGACUUGCUAAAAUGCGUAAUCUUCUAUUCCGUCACGAGGAGAGAGCCAAGAGAGUAAAAAAGAUCAAGUCCAAAACGUUUCAUCGGCUUGCGAGGAAAUCGCAGAAGACCAAAGCAGAUAUGUUGGCGGAUGAUCCUGACGUACAACUCGAGGAAACUAUGAAGCAGGAGUUGAAUCGUGCAAGGGAGCGCAUGACAUUGAAACACAAAAACACGUCUCGCUGGGCAAAAAGAAUUCUAAAGCGUGGCUUGCAGCAACACAAUGAGGGAACAAGAGAGGCUAUCACAGAGCAGCUCCGUGAGCACGCGUUGUUGACGAGAAAAAUUCAUUCUGCCAAGUCUGAGAGCAGUAGCAGUGACGAGGACGAGGAAGACGACAGUGAUAAGGAUGAUGAGCCGGGACUUGUGCUAGAAAAGCCUGGAUCAAGAGUGCUAGCCAAAGCCAAGGUCGCUACGUUGAAAGCACUGGAAGAAGGAACCAACGACACCGAGCUACCGACUACUGGUAUCUUUGCUCUUCCAUUCAUGGUCCGUGCGAUUGAGAAAAAGAGAAAAGAAGCAGAAGAUGAGGCCCGAGCAGUGUUAGAAGAACUUGAAUCUGCUGGAGCUGACGAUGCUGGUCCCAGCCAGGAAACUGGCCCAUUAAAAGGGAAACUGUCGUUUGGAGGCCACGCAGACAAGGUGUCCGCUAUGAAAGCUAUCGAUGAAGAAGAUGACAUGGUCGAGCGUGGAACCGAUAGUGAAAACUCAGAAGAUGAAUCUCCGUUGAUGGGAACGAAGAUGCUAUUAGUCACGAGGAAGGAGAAAAAGAGAAAAUCUGAUCCUGUUCCUGUCAAUGCCGUUGAUAUUGAGGAUGUUGAUCUAGAAGGAAUGGUUAGCGCUGCCGUGGAGCACACCACGAAAGUUGACGAACCAAUCACGAUAGCUGGAGACAAGAGCGAGAGGACGAAGAAGAAAAAGAAGAAGAAAAGCAAAAACAAGGAAUCGGCGACUAGACUUGAAGAUGCGAUGGGAGUGGAGGUGACAAAGCAUUCGGUUAUCAGUGCAAACCCGACAGUAUUCGGCACGGACGAAGUUGCGAGGCCAGAAACAAACAGCAAAAGCGUAGCAGACGAAAGUUUUAAGGUGGCGAUUGCGGGGCGGCCAAAGGAUACGAGUCACAAGCAGGACAAAAAAACUGUACCAGAGCAGGAAAACAGCGUGGAAGAACAAGAGGAAGAUCUCGAUUACGACGGUGACGAAGUCAUAGUUCCACGUAGUCAAGAGGAUCUGAUUCGAGAGGCUUUUGCUGGAGACGAUGUGGAGGCCGAGUUCCAAGAAGCAAAAGCGGCCGCAGUGGACGAAGAGUGUCCCCAAGAAGAACUCGAGAGAAUGGACUUACCAGGGUGGGGGCAGUGGACAGACAUCCAGAAGAAGAGAGGUCCUCCACAAUGGAUGCUAAAGCAACAGGAGGAGGCCAAGCGAAAGAAAGAAGAGGCCGAGAAGCGGAGACUGGAUGCAAAGCUCAAGCACGUCAUCAUCAGCCAGAAGACUGAUAAGAAGGCUGCAAAGUUCCUGUCGUCGUCGCUGCCAUUCCCCUACACAUCGAGAGAAGUUUUCGAGAAAACAAUGCGGAUGCCAUUGGGGCGUGAUUACAACCCAACCAAAGCUUUUCAGGACUUGACACGACCAUCUAUAAUCAAACGAGCGGGAGUGAUAAUCGAUCCAAUCGAGUACGAGGACGUCGGCAAGAGAAAACGCAAGCAAGAAAGUAACUCGCACGGAGCACGGGAUUCCAGGAAAGCGAAAACGCAAGCAAAGGAUGGGCGAUAGCGUCUCGAAUAACACAAGCAAAGGAUAGCAAGCAUCUCGAAAAGCUAUGGCAACAAUUUUUUUGAUCGAUCGAUUCCUUCUUUCGUGGAGGAAUUGUUUUGCCUUUGCUGCAAAGCUAGCUUCUUUGGAUAUCCGGGCAUAUGCAAAUAGCAUAUGCAAAGCCAUUGAGCUUAAUGCAUGCACGUCAUUUUCCAAGACGAUGGAUUCCUUCAUAUAAUAACGGACAAUUGAGAAUA